This is a messenger RNA of Chaetomium strumarium, 1721 nucleotides long. Its product is annotated as sterol 24-C-methyltransferase. Lineage: Eukaryota; Fungi; Ascomycota; Sordariomycetes; Sordariales; Chaetomiaceae. Gene Ontology annotation, cellular component: endoplasmic reticulum. The record is from RefSeq and is a predicted model, not a curated record. Gene Ontology annotation, molecular function: sterol 24-C-methyltransferase activity. The transcript is spliced from 4 exons. Gene Ontology annotation, biological process: ergosterol biosynthetic process. Bases 195 to 1340 code for a protein of 381 amino acids.
UUUCCUAGUGAGGUGCAAUGUCGGCUGGCAAUAAUUAAUAGGGGCACUUCCGCCCAUUUUUUCUUGUUCCCUGGAAGUUGAACUGACAAUCAUCAGAGGAACCCAAACUUCCAUUGUCUCACGUCGUGCCGAUUCCGUGCUCUCUACUUAGCAAGUUCGGAAAGCGUUCUUGAAUUCCUACCAACCAGCUCAAGAUGGCUCCCAAAGUGAAGGUGGCCCUCGAGAAGGAGGACCAUGCUCGUGAUGCCGAGUUCAUGAAGGCACUCCAUGGCAAGUCGACUGAGGCCGCCCCUGGUUUCGCCGCGAUGCUUGCCAAGGACCGCAAGGCAAAAGAGGUUGCGGUAGACGAGUACUUCAAGCACUUCGACAACAAGAGCGCCGAGACAGAGACGGAUGCCGACAGAGAGGCCCGGACAAAAGAAUACGCGACUUUGACAAGACAUUACUACAACCUCGCGACGGAUUUGUACGAGUAUGGUUGGGGUCAGAGCUUCCACUUCUGCCGGUAUUCAAUCGGCGAGCCGUUCUACCAGGCCAUUGCGCGGCACGAACAUUACCUUGCCAUGAAGAUUGGCAUCCAGGCUGGCAUGAAGGUCCUCGACGUCGGUUGCGGUGUGGGCGGGCCCGCGAGAGAAAUCGCGAAGUUCACCGAUGCGCACAUUACCGGGCUCAACAACAACGACUACCAGAUUGAGCGUGCGACGCGGUAUGCGGCAAAGGAGGGUCUCUCGAACCAGCUCAAGUUCGUGAAGGGCGAUUUCAUGCAAAUGUCCUUCCCCGACAACUCGUUUGACGCUGUUUACGCCAUCGAAGCCACAGUCCACGCACCCAAGCUCGUGGGCGUCUACAGCGAGAUCUUCCGGGUCCUGAAGCCGGGCGGCGUGUUCGGCGUGUACGAGUGGCUGAUGACAGACAAUUACGACAACAAUAACCUGGAGCAUCGUGACAUCCGUCUCGCCAUCGAGGAGGGCAACGGCAUCUCCAACAUGGUGAAGAUCUCGGAGGGUCUCGAGGCCAUGAAGGAGGCUGGCUUCGAGCUGCUCCACCACGAGGAUCUGGCCAAGAGGCCCGAUUCCAUCCCCUGGUACUGGGGCAUUGCUGGCGAGAUGAAGUACAUGCAGUCCUACUGGGACCUGUUCACUGUCCUCCGCAUGACACACGCGGGCCGCUCUGCGGUGCACCAUUUCACUGGCCUCCUCGAGACUAUCGGUCUGGCGCCGAAGGGUACCAAGAAGACAGCCGACUCGCUCGCGAAGGGUGCAGAUGGCCUCGUCGCGGGUGCCAAGAAGGACCUCUUCACCCCGAUGUACCUGAUGGUGGGCCGCAAGCCUGCCAACUGAACGGCUCUGCUGGAAUCUUCCUAGACACGCUACGAUGGGAUGAUAAACAGACUACAGUCUAAUGCGGGGUAGGCGGAUACAAAAGGGUUAUGGCGAUGAUGGCAUUGGAGUAAUAAACGGUACUAAUAUCACUGGUCUCGGUGCACGGUAUUCACGACUGAGGACACCAUCUAGCCCCGAUUUCAUGGAUUUCAUGUAUAUAGCUAGAGUGUAAUAGACUACUCACUAAUAAUUCACGACUGCAGUAACGGGCCUGGUGUUUCGAUGGCAUCUCACCCAUCCAGUGUUGUCAGCGCAAUGGUUCGCAUUGGCGCAUGUCUGCUACGGGGUUGGACUGCUGAUGUAAGACAAGUACAUAUUGUAACUACAAGGGUAUGGGAA